Molecule: messenger RNA, 870 nt
Organism: Microthlaspi erraticum
Lineage: Eukaryota; Viridiplantae; Streptophyta; Magnoliopsida; Brassicales; Brassicaceae
Source: the annotation of a GenBank genome assembly
AUGGAUUCUAAGUUUGGAAUCGUCUCCUUGAGCAUUGUAAUAACUUUGAUUUUUUCACUGGCUCCAAAACUCGAGGCCAACCUCACAACGGUCGAACAAGCUCCAAAGUCUGAUGGGUCGGUCACUUUUCUAGUCAUUGGAGAUUGGGGAAGACGUGGACUCUACAACCAGUCCCAAGUUGCUCUCCAGAUGGGAAGAAUCGGGGAGAAGUUGGACAUCGAUUUUGUGGUAUCAACGGUAUUGGGGAAUCACGACUAUAGAGGAGAUGUUGAAGCACAGUUGAGUCCUCUCCUCAGGUCAAUAGACAGCCGUUGGAUUUGCAUGAGAUCCUUCAUCGUAGACGCUGAGAUUGCAGAGCUCUUCUUUGUCGACACCACUCCUUUUGUAGAUGAUUAUUUCCUCAAUCCAAAUGGCCAAGAUUACGACUGGAGAGGCGUAUCACCCCGAGAAUGCUAUCUUCAAACAAUCUUAACGGACUUGGAGAUGGGUCUAAGAGAAUCAAGAGCAAAGUGGAAAAUUGUGGUGGGUCAUCAUGCCAUCAAGAGUGCUUCCAGUCAUGGGAAUACCAAAGAGCUUGAAUCUCUCCUCUUACCCAUCCUUGAGGCGAAUAACGUUGAUCUCUAUGUGAACGGUCAUGAUCAUUGCUUGCAACAAAUUAGCACAUCUCAGAGUCCAAUUCAGUUUAUAACCAGCGGAAGUGGAUCGAAGGCAUGGAGAGGCUACUACAAUUGGACAACAUCAGAGGACAUGAAAUUCUUCUACGAUGGACAAGGUUUCAUGUCGGUUAAGAUCACUAGAACCGAUAUGAGUAUCGCUUUUUAUGAUGUCUCCGGCAAUAUUCUUCACAAGUGGGACACAUCAAAAAUGUAA